This is a messenger RNA of Oldenlandia corymbosa var. corymbosa, 2635 nucleotides long. The record is from the annotation of a GenBank genome assembly. Lineage: Eukaryota; Viridiplantae; Streptophyta; Magnoliopsida; Gentianales; Rubiaceae.
ACUACUACUACUACUACUACUACUUCCACGUUGAAAUUUAAAAAGCCCUUCACGCUUUAUAAAAAGGACAAAACUUUCCUAACACUGAAAAUCAAAUAAAUAAAGCCAUGAAUUUUAGUAUCUAUAUAUAGGAUUGUCUAAGAAGAAAGUAUCAUCUUUGACUUUUUUGGUAGUGCUUGCAAAGUUCAGAACAGCAAUUCUUUUUUUCCCUUCAUUUUGUCCAACAACCCCGUUUCUUUCUUCUCUGCGAGGAGUGAUUAUCCAGCUUCCAAAAAAAAAUGGCCGGAGUUACGAUGGAGGUUGGCAACGACGGCGUUGCAAUCAUCUCCAUCUAUAAUCCUCCCGUCAACUCCCUCGCCAUCCCAAUUCUUAAUGGAAUCAAUCAGAAGUUUAACGAGGCGGUGAAGAGAGAUGAUGUUAAAGCAGUUGUUAUCUUUGGCAAGGGAGGGAAGUUUUCUGGUGGCUUUGACAUCAACGUCUUUGGCCGAGUCCACCAAACUGGUAUGGUACUUGUUUUUUCUGUCGUGGUUUAGGAUUUUUAAUCUGAUGGCUGAUUAUAGAAAUGGUAUUGCAGGAGAUGUUUCCCUUUUACCAAAUGCUAUUGAUCUAUUGGUCAAUACUAUUGGAGGUUCGUGCAUGUUUAGUUUUAUACUUCCAUAAUUUCAAGUAUUAAUUAAAUAUGUUGUUUUUCUUCCUUUGAUACAUUCAAUGUUUGAAAUUACCUUGGCUUGUAAUGAUGAACUUAGAUUCGAAAAAGCCUGCUGUUGCUGCUAUCGAAGGACUUGCCCUUGGGGGUGGCUUAGAACUAGCAAUGGCAUGUCAUGCACGAGUUGCAGUACCAAAGGCACAACUUGGGUUGCCAGAACUAACUCUUGGAAUUAUUCCUGGCUUUGGAGGCACACAACUUCUUCCAAGACUUGUUGGUCUUCCAAAGGCUAUCGAUAUGAUGCUGUUAUCGAAGUCAAUACAGUCAGAAGAAGGGAAGAAGCUUGGUCUUAUUGAUGAGAUUGCAAGUUCCAGUGAACUGUUAAAUGUAUCACGGCGUUGGGCCUUAGACAUUGCAGAACGGCGCAAACCUUGGCUGCGCACACUUCACAGGACAGAUAAAUUAGGUUCCCUUUCGGAAGCGCGCAAUGUACUCAAGAUGGCUAGGCAACAAGCCAAAAAGGUUGCUCCAAACAUGCCUCAACACCAAGCAUGUCUCGAUGCCAUAGAAGAAGGUGUUGUUCAUGGAGCUUAUAGUGGUGUUUUGAAGGAGACAAAAGUGUUCAACGAGCUGGUUUUGUCGGACACUUCAAAAGGUCUCGUCCACAUUUUCUUUGCUCAACGAACAACAUCUAAGGUUCCUAAUGUUACUGAUGUCGGGCUUAAGCCGAGGCCAGUAAAAAAAGUUGCAGUAAUUGGUGGUGGUCUCAUGGGUUCUGGUAUUGCUACUGCACUCAUCUUGAGCAACAUUGUUGUUGUUCUAAAGGAAAUCAACUCAGAAUAUCUCCAAAAAGGAAUAAAAGCAAUAGAAGGAAAUCUGCGAGGUUUGGUGUCAAGAAAGAAGUUGGCUGCUGAUAAAGCAGAAAAAGCCCUUUCAAUGCUUAAAGGGGCGCUAGAUUACUCAGAAUUCAGGGAUGUGGAUAUGGUUAUAGAGGCAGUUAUUGAAAACAUAUCCUUGAAGCAAAGUAUAUUUAGUGAUAUCGAGAAGGCUUGCCCUCCACAUUGUAUUCUGGCAACCAAUACAUCUACCAUUGAUCUUAAUGUAGUUGGAGAAAGGACGAGAUCUCAGGAUAGAAUUGUGGGGGCACAUUUUUUCAGUCCAGCACAUGUGAUGCCUCUUUUGGAGAUUGUACGAACGGAAAAGACGUCUGCUCAAGUUAUUCUUGAUCUUAUGACAGUUGGAAAGAUUAUCAAAAAAGUUCCAGUCAUUGUGGGAAAUUGCACUGGAUUUGCUGUGAAUAGAGCAUUCUUUCCAUACACACAGGGUGCCCAAUAUUUGCUUCAUAUGGGCGUAGAUCCGUUUAGAAUCGAUAAGCUCAUUAGCAACUUUGGACUGCCUAUGGGCCCAUUCCAGCUUCAAGAUGUAGCUGGAUAUGGGGUUGCUGUUGCUGUGAAGAAAAUAUUUGAAUCUGCUUUUGCCGGUCGAACAUUUAAUUCUUCUUUGGUCGAUCUUCUUAUAAAGAAUGGGCGGCACGGUAAAAGCAAUGGGAAAGGCUACUACAUCUAUGAAAAGGGAAGCCAGCCAAAACCCGACCCUUCAGUUUUACCAAUUAUUGAGGAAUCUAGAAAGCUCGCCAACGUAAUGCCAGGCGGAAAGGCUAUCACUGUCAGCGAUAAAGAAAUUGUUGAGAUGAUUCUCUUCCCUGUGGUGAACGAGUCCUGUCGUGUUCUGGAUGAAGGGAUUGUGAUUCGAGCAUCCGAUCUUGAUGUUGCAUCUGUUCUAGGGAUGAGUUUCCCCUCUUACCGUGGGGGUGUAUUGUUCUGGGCAGACACAGUUGGAGCUGAUUACAUAUAUAAAAGCCUCAAGAAGUGGUCAGAAUCAUACGGUAACUUCUAUAAGCCGUCAAAGUAUUUGGAAGAGAGAGCAACGAAGGGAAUCCCAUUGAGUGCGCCCAAAUCAAUUGCUUCGGCUUCGAAGUCCCGUCUCUGA